CACUUUCUUUUAUGCAAAAAAUUUGAAAACUCAUCGCUCUCUCUCUCUCUGUCUGUCUUCUUCUGAGGAUCUCAAUCGAUCUCCUCUUUGACUGAUCGGUUAGGGUUUUUCCAGCUCCCCCCCAAAGACGAAAUCGCCCCCAAUUAGUAGGUUCUAGGUGCGCGGAUCUAGCCAAUCUCUCUCCCUCCAUAGCUUUUCAGCUCCUCUCUCUCGCAGCCAUGUUCUGGAAGCUCACAUCGCUCUCUGCAUCGUCUCCGGUGGAGACGAUACUAGACAAAGAGAACUUCACCUUGGAAGAGCUUCUUGACGAGGAAGAAAUUAUCCAGGAAUGCAAGGCUUUGAAUAGCCGCCUCAUUAAUUUUCUAAGGGAUAAAGCUCAGGUGGAGCAGUUAUUGCGUUACAUUGUUGAAGAACCUCCAACUGAUGCUUCUGAUAGUAAACGUGCUUUCAAGUUUCCAUUCGUCUCCUGUGAGAUAUUUACAUGUGAAAUUGAUGUUAUCCUAAAGACUUUGGUGGAGGACCAAGAGCUGAUGGACUUGCUUUUCUCCUUUCUGGAACCGAAUCGUCCUCAUAGUGCGUUGCUGGCUGGCUAUUUCAGCAAGGUUGUCAUUUGCCUUAUGGUCAGAAAGACUGCAGCGCUUAUGAAUUAUGUUAAAGGGCAUCAAAAUGUUUUCUGCCAGUUGGUUGAUUUGAUUGGAAUAACAUCCAUCAUGGAGGUUCUGGUUCGCUUGGUGGGGGCUGAUGAUCACGUUUAUCCCAACUUUCUGGAUGUGAUGCAAUGGUUGGCGGAUAGCAAUUUACUUGAAAUGAUUGUCGACAAACUUAAACCAUCUAGUCCUCCGGAGGUUCAGGCAAAUGCAGCAGAAACAUUAUGUGCAAUUUCUCGGAAUGCACCGUCAGCUUUAGCUUCACAGCUCUCUAGCCCUGGCUUCGUUUCUAGGAUAUUUGGUCAUGCACUUGAAGACUCACACUCAAAAUCGGGCCUAGUUCAUUCCCUUUCAGUAUGCACCUCUCUUCUGGAUCCCAGGAAAUCUGCUACGUCAUCAUCGAUGUUCAAUUCUUAUAGUGGUCAACAAAUGUUCGCGUCUCCUGUUCCAGUGUCCCAGGAGACUAUUGGUGCCAUGCUGCCGAAACUCAGCGACUUGCUUAUGCUUCUCACUGUAGCAUCAGACAGCACAGUAUUGCCUACAACAUAUGGUGAACUGAGGCCUCCUCUUGGAAAGCAUCGUCUUAAGAUUGUGGAGUUCAUUGCAAUUUUGCUGAGAACUGGAAAUGAAGCUGCACAAAAGGAGUUAGUUAGUUCAGGAACAAUUAAAAGAACCCUUGAUCUGUUUUUCGAGUACCCAUACAAUAACGCUAUGCAUCAUCAAGUGGAGAGUAUAAUACUUUCUUGUUUGGAAAACAAGAGCGAAUUUAUGGUUAACCAUAUUCUUCAAGAAUGCAAUCUGAUUGGAAAAUUCCUGGCUUCAGACAGGGACUGCAAUCUCUCUGGUGAUAGCCAGCCCACUGUAGCUGCCACUGGGAAAAAAAUCCCUCGAGUCGGAUAUAUUGGACACAUCACAAGAAUAUCUAAUAAAAUUGUUCAAUUGAGUAUCAUCAAUGACCAGAUGAAGUCAUACCUUCAGGAAAGCAGCGAAUGGAAUGAGUGGCAAGGUAGUGUUCUGCAGGAGCGCAACACUGUUGAGAAUGUCUACAGAUGGGGAUGCGGGCGCCCGACUACAGUACAAGAUAGGAUAAGAGAUAGCGACGAUGAAGACAAGGAUUACGAUGUUGCUGCUCUGGCCAAUAAUUUAAGCCAAGCAUUUAGGUACCAAACGUAUGAUAACGGUGACAAUGGAGAGGACCACAUUGCUCUCGACAGAGAUGAUGAUGAUGUUUACUUCGAUGAUGAAUCUGCUGAAGUAAUAAUUUCAUCGUUGAGACUCGGCGAUGACCAAGGAAGCUUGUUUACCAAUUCAGAUUGGUUCACAUUCCAAGACGACAGAUUCAGCAACACAGCAGGUUCCAAUACGAUAGAGGACUCCGAAUUGAACAGAACCUUCAAUGCCAACACCAGCAGCAGUGACGACGACGAGGUUGUGGUUGGAGUAGAAGACGAUGAUCUAACCAAGAAUCCAAAGGAUACCGCAUUCCAAACGGAGAGUCCAAUGGGGUUCUUCGACUUCAACACGUUGGAGAAAACGGAAGAAGCUUUUGCAGAACAGCCACCCGGAUGGGUUGGUUGGGACGAACCAGCAUCCGAUAUGCAAGUGAGUGGCAGAGGUCUCAACCCAUUCAUCGAUGAUGAUGAUGAUGAUGAUGACAGCAAAAACGUGAUGAACCUUGACAUACCAAUGCUUGAACCUGUGAUUCCAAACGGGUCGUCGUCUCCUACGGAAAGAUCUCCGUUCAAGAAGGAUGUGGAGUUUGUGGGAGUUGAAGCAGAAGGGACAGAGAAAGCGAUGGAGAAAGCGAUGGAGGAAGGGAUAGUAGGAGAAGCUGGAGCCAUGAAGAGAAAGAUGGAGACGGGUGAAGGUAACCAAAAGGCGGAGGAGGAAAGUUCGGAAGGGAAGGAGUUCAACGAUAACAACUACUGGAAAGUUGAUCAAGAUGUCGGAGUUUUAGAGUGAUAUUUUUUAUCUUGUACAGUGUGGUUUUGUAUGAGAGUUGUAUUUAUGUAAGAAAACUUGUUUCAAGUUGAAAUUUGAUGUAAGAGUCACUGAAAAAAGCAUGUCUCUGUAAAAAAAUGGACCUAACUUGAAUCUAAACCCCUAAACUCACUUCAUCAGAUUUUUAAAUAAGUUACUGAUUCCUACUUUUUUUUUUCUCUA
Raphanus sativus (radish) is the source of this 2810-nucleotide messenger RNA. RefSeq lists its product as uncharacterized. The transcript is spliced from 19 exons. Bases 219 to 2609 code for a protein of 796 amino acids. The record is from RefSeq and is a predicted model, not a curated record. Gene Ontology annotation, molecular function: protein phosphatase regulator activity; protein phosphatase binding. Lineage: Eukaryota; Viridiplantae; Streptophyta; Magnoliopsida; Brassicales; Brassicaceae.